Molecule: messenger RNA, 1320 nt
Organism: Phaedon cochleariae (mustard beetle)
Lineage: Eukaryota; Metazoa; Arthropoda; Insecta; Coleoptera; Chrysomelidae
Source: the annotation of a GenBank genome assembly
GUUGAUAGCACUCGAGAUAUCCGACCAGACAGAUUGGCGGCAAAGAUUUCGAGAUUUUAUCUUUACUAUUAUCAUCGUCCCCGAUUCGAGUAAACUUGAAGGUGCGCGAUAGUAGUGAGAAAAACCGAAACGUCGACUUGACUCCGAACAGUGCAGUGUUUAUUCGUUUUGGAUUUAUAGAUAGAGGCAAAAUGCGGCACACAACGGCAGUCAUAGUAGGCGGCCGAUCAUUAAUAGCAAUUAUCAGCACUUUGGCGCUGAUCGGCCGUACCGACGCAUGCGAAAGAACAAUGCUGAGAACCAGACGCAUAUCCGAUUUCGAUAGGCAAUUCAUCCUGGAUAUGCACAAUGCAAUGAGGCAAUCUAUAGCCCUGGGACAAAUAGGGGGGCAACCUCCAGCAGAAAAUAUGAUGGAAAUGAAAUGGGAUGAAGAACUAGCCAGUAGAGCACAAAAGUGGUCUGAAACUUGUCAUUCAGAAAUACAUGACCAUCAAAGAGAUGUAUCCAGAUUUCCUGUUGGCCAAAACAUAGCUAGCACGUGGACCACAAAACCUCCAUCGAGCUACUACGACACAGAACCCGACUUUGCCGAUGCCCUCUCCAAAUGGUUUGACGAAUUCAAAUUCUUCAGAUUCGGAGGUGUAGGCCGAGGAUCCACAGGCCAUUACACACAGAUGAUCUGGGCAGAAACCAACUUAAUCGGAUGUGGAUACUCUUACUACUAUGACCAAGCUAAGGGAUAUACAAAGAAUUAUGUUUGCAACUAUGGGCCAGGAGGUAAUGUAUUAGGACAAACUCCAUACAAAAAAGGCUACCCAAAUUGCUUAGAAAAGGGUUUGGUGAACUCUAAAAGAUUUGCUGGUCUCUGUGAAAAACCUACUUCAACUAGGACAAAUGCUUACUAUUUUGGAGUUUCUAAUUACAUUGGAUGAAUGGAAGAAACAUUGGUUUUGAUGUUAUAUUGAAUUGUUCAAUUGUUGUUCAAGAUUUAGAAUAGUCCACUAGUCUCAAAAUUUGGACUUGAUAGUGACAGAAAAUACAUAUCCCAAUAGCUUCUAGGCAAGGUGAUUUGAUGAUUUCCAAUAAUUAUUAAUGUAUAAUAUUCCAUGCUCUGGCUCAGUGGUUCUACUGGAUUAGUAUUUUAUUUGUUUGUUAUGGUGAUCCUAAAUCAAAUCAAAUAAAAAUAAUCCAUUGGAAUACGAAGAACAAAAAAGUACCUACUAAUUUACUUCACCAGUUAAAGUACAAAAAUUAUUGUACAUUCAUAAUCAACAUUUCAGUACCUAUUUAUAUCAAUUUUGUAAAUAAAACAUUUCAUUG